Molecule: messenger RNA, 810 nt
Organism: Camellia sinensis
Lineage: Eukaryota; Viridiplantae; Streptophyta; Magnoliopsida; Ericales; Theaceae
Source: RefSeq, a predicted model, not a curated record
AUGGACUAUGCUCAGUUUGGUGAUGUAGUGAUAUUUGACACUACUUACAAAUUAAAUAACGAGCAUAGACCUUUUGGAUCAUUUGUUGGAUUUAAUCAUCAUCGAGAAACAGUUCUAUUCGGUGCAGCGUUGAUGUAUGAUGAGACUGCUGAAUCUUUUACAUGGUUGUUUCAAAUUUUUCUGGAGGCAAUGUCAAACAAAGCUCUGAAAACUAUUGUUAUAGAUCAAGAUGUUGCGAUGGCUAAGACCAUUCCAAUUGUCAUGCCCGAUACAAACCACCGACUUUGUACAUGGCAUUUGAUGCAAAAUGCUGUCAAACAUGUAAGUUCUGUUUUCGAUGAUGUAGGGGUCAAGGCCGUGUUUUCAAAAUUUAUGCAUGACAUUGAUGAUGAAGAAGAAUUCGGAAUACAGCGGGACCAAAUGCUUGAUAGUGAAUCCUUCAAUGCAUUUUUGAAGGAUUAUUUGAAUUGUGACCAUAAUUUGAUGGAGUUCUUCAUGCAUUUUGAGAGGGUGCUUUAUGAGAAGAGGUAUAAGGAAUUGGAAGCGGAGUAUAAUUUGUCCCAAAAAUUGCCAAGGGUUUCAAUUCCAACUUUGAUGUUAAAGCAAAUGGCAGAGAUUUACACGAAAACAAUUUUUGAGGAAUUCCAAAAUAAGUACGCGCAGUCCAUUGAAGCAUCAAUUAUAGGCACUAUUAAUGAUGGUGAGAGUACUAUAUUCACAAUAAGAACAAUGGUAGAUGGAGAAAAAGAUAAGAUUGUGACAAUGGAUAGAGGUGGUUCUUUGAGUUGUAGUUGCAAGAAGUUUAAGUGA